This is a messenger RNA of Penicillium vulpinum, 1635 nucleotides long. RefSeq names its product putative MFS myo-inositol transporter. The coding region runs from base 1 to 1635 and encodes 544 amino acids. The record is from RefSeq and is a predicted model, not a curated record. Gene Ontology annotation, molecular function: myo-inositol:proton symporter activity. The transcript has 3 exons. Gene Ontology annotation, cellular component: membrane. Lineage: Eukaryota; Fungi; Ascomycota; Eurotiomycetes; Eurotiales; Aspergillaceae. Gene Ontology annotation, biological process: transmembrane transport.
AUGACGGGCGCAGAUGAACAGGACCAAUCAGGUCCCCAUGCCCCUUUGCUCGCCUCAUCACACGCCUCUUCAGACCAUGAUGGCAAUGACCACGAGGAGAGCCUGGCCUCUGAGCUGGAAUACUCAGGAGGCUGGUUUAUAUGGGCAUUGACCUUCUCCGCUGGGAUAAGCGGUCUACUAUUUGGAUAUGACACAGGUGUUAUAUCGUCUACUUUGGUGACCAUCGGGUCAGAUCUUUCGGGUCGAUUAUUAACAACACUUGAUAAAAGCCUCAUCACGUCCUGCACCAGUCUAUUCGCGUUGAUCGCGAGCCCGUUCACCGGAGUGCUGGCAGACAAGUUUGGUCGUCGGAAGGUCAUACUUGGCGCAGAUCUAUUGUUUGCACUUGGAGCUUUGAUACAGGCCUUUACAAACCAUGUUUGGGGUAUGAUUCUUGGGCGCAGCAUUGUUGGUCUUGCUGUUGGGAGCGCAAGCGCGGUAACCCCAUUGUACAUAUCCGAGCUAGCUCCUUCACAUGCAAGGGGAAGACUUGUCACGAUCCUCAGUCUGUUCAUCACCGGUGGCCAGGUGGUGGCAUAUAUAGUCGGGUGGCUGUUUUCCAGUACAACUGGAGGCUGGCGGUGGAUUGUGGGAAUUGGGGCACUCCCAGCCUUCUUCCAGCUUGCCAUUCUCGCUCUGCUACCUGAGACGCCUCGAUGGCUGGUCCAGGCUGGGUUCGAUGCCAGGGCGAAGACAGUCCUGACCAAGAUCUAUCAGGAUUGCACUGGGUGUGACCGGGUUGUGGAUCAUGUCUUGCGCAAUAUCAGUGCAGAAAUCGUCCAAGAAGCAUCAGAAAUGGGACCAAUCAAGUCCCGUGGCACAAAGCCCCAGUGGUUACAUGAUACCAUUCAACGGGGUCAGCAGCUGUUGCAUGGUGGGAAUAGAAGAGCAUUGACUAUUGCGAUGAUGCUUCAGGCAGUCCAGCAGCUCUGCGGAUUUAACAGCCUGAUGUACUUUUCGGCGACCAUCUUCUCUUCUCUUUCGUUCUCCUCACCGACACUGAUAUCACUCUCCGUGGCUAUGACGAACUUCAUCUUCACGCUUGUUGCAUUUGUGCUGAUUGACAAGAUCGGUCGCCGGCGUAUUCUUCUGUAUUCAAUUCCUGUCAUGGUUGUUGCUCUGGUCGUUUGUGCUUUCUCAUUUUCGUCAAUGGACGAAAAAUGGAAUUCGGAACCUCCAACUCCAACCGGCCAUCAAGAAACCCACGACAAAGCUAGUUCUCUUGUACCUCUUGCAAUUCUGCUCUGUCUUACUGUCUAUACCGCGGCAUAUGCCCUCGGACUCGGCAAUGUCCCCUGGCAGCAGUCUGAACUCUUCCCUUUGAAUGUACGUUCUUUGGGGUCGGGAUUGGCCACUGCGACUAACUGGGGAUCGAACUUUAUCAUCGGGCUUACGUUCCUGCCUAUGAUGGAAUGGAUCUCACCCUCAUGGACAUUUGCUCUUUAUGCACUCGUCUGUGUGAUCGGGUGGGCUGGUGUAUGGGCGAUUUACCCUGAGAUGAGCGGACUUAGUCUAGAGCAAGUCAAGGGCCUGUUGGCAGAUGGUUGGGGAGUGAGAGAAAGCCUGCAGCGACGUCGCAUUUCGCAGCAUGUAUAG